AUGAACGUUUCGAAUAUAGUAAAUCGCUUGAGUGAUUUAGUCCGUAAGAAUUUGGGUUUGACUUCGUCAUCUCCAACAUCUCAAAAAGAGUGUGAAUUCGCAGAAAACUUAUAUGAAACCAUCAAAUCGGUCAAAAGUGCUACAACAUAUCGUUAUUCAGAAGAAACUACGCUGGACGUCGAUAAUGACCCUUUUGAUUACUCUAGUAGCAGUGAUGAAGAGGAAGGUCAUCAUGAUAACAACUCUGAAUCGGAGGAAGAGGUCGAUGGGGAGGAAAGCAAAAGCGAGAAAGAUAAACGUCACUUGGCUAACUAUUCACUAGAUUUUAUGCAGGAGGUAGUCGACUACGCUGACGAAAAAGACAAAAAUGGGAAACGACGUCGAUCAUGGAAGACUGUCCGUCACAGGUACAAAUCAGUUCCAAAUCAAUCGUAUGUAAGUCGAUUUCGUACAUAUCUGCAACAACACGGAACGAAGAGACAAAAGACCAACGAUAUUGAUGAAAUUGUAUUUAAAAAAUUUUUGCAAGCUCUGGAACAAGCUUUGCUUCUGCAUGACGUUGAUCUACAGCGGUGGGUGCUAAAAGCAGUUAAAGAAGUGCAUUUGGAAGCUUUUCAUCCUUCGCACGGUUGGGUGAAUAACUUCAAAGUCAGACAUCACGUCGUAUCACGCCGAAUAACGAAUGUUGUUACUUGUCACGAAAUAGAAAAUCCCGACGAAAUCUUAAAAACAGAAAAUGACUAUCGUGAAAAUUUCUUUAAAUCAUCAUCACAUUAUCGUCCUUCACAAAUCUUUAACACGGAUCAAGUAGGUGUGGAAAGACAACUCUAUUCAAACCGCACUUUGACAAUGGAAGGUGGAAAAAAAGUGUUCGGUACUGUACGAUCGAAAAAUGCUAUGACACACAGCUAUACAUUGCAACCAACAAUUUCUCUUGAAGACAAGUUGUUUGGCCCGAUGUAUUUGUGUUUACAGGAACCGAAAGGUAGAAUGGGUGAGUUGGUCAAAACAGGCCUUUUUGAACCACGAAAUAUGGUUAUAACCUGCUCCAGCAGCGGCAAACUGGCGUCGUCUCUUGUACGCUACUGGCGUGAUAAUUGUUUACUGCCAUUCGUUGGCAAUAAAUGUUUUCUGCUGUCGGACAGUUGGUCCAGUCAGGGCGACGAAGAUUUGUAUACGAAAGAAGGGUGUGGUGGUAAAAAAGUGCAGCGUCUCGAAAUUUCGCCGAAAACCACGUCAGAUUGGCAGCCAUUGGACUGCUACACAAACCGAUAA
Molecule: messenger RNA, 1275 nt
Organism: Didymodactylos carnosus
Lineage: Eukaryota; Metazoa; Rotifera; Eurotatoria; Philodinida; Philodinidae
Source: the annotation of a GenBank genome assembly